Parasteatoda tepidariorum (common house spider) is the source of this 944-nucleotide messenger RNA. RefSeq names its product kinesin heavy chain-like. Gene Ontology annotation, biological process: microtubule-based movement. Gene Ontology annotation, molecular function: ATP binding; microtubule binding; microtubule motor activity. Lineage: Eukaryota; Metazoa; Arthropoda; Arachnida; Araneae; Theridiidae. The record is from RefSeq and is a predicted model, not a curated record.
AAAGAAGUAUCAAAGAGCAGGGUAGAAGUUAUCUGUGCAAAGUUCUCAGCAAAUUUUGAUUUUAUACAUUUCUUUAAGUUUAACAGUAUAUGUGGUAAAGGUAAAAGUAUUGUGGUAAAGGAAAAAAAGGAAGUAUUGUGGUAAAGAUGCAAGAAAAUAAGUCUAUAUAUGAUCCUCCUUCUACAUUUAAUAGCAAUACACUACCAAGAGAAAGGCGAGAUAGUGCUUUAAGUUCUGGAAGUCGAUAUAGUUCUGGCAGUAUGUCAGCUGUAAACAAAAAUGUGACCAAAGAAGUGAAAAAGGCAGAAGUCAAAGAGGACAAAGCUGAUACGCAAAUGCCAAAGCAAGAAACCGAAAAAGUCAAAGUCUGCUUGAGAAUAAGGAAAGAAAAGGAUGAGAAAGCAUUUGAAGAAUUUUACAAUUUAGUCGAUGAGAAGACCGUGUUAGAUAUACAUUCUCAAAAGAUAUACACCUUUGACAAGAUCAUUGGACCUAAUUCUGCAGAAGAAGAUGUGUUUAAUGAAGUUGGUAAACCUGUAGCUGACAGUGUAUUAAGAGGAUUAAAUAGUACCAUAUUAGCAUACGGACAGACCGGAAGUGGGAAAACCUUCACAAUGGAGGGCAACUCUGAAACUGAAGGCAUAGUACAGAAAGUUGCUUCCGAAAUUUUUAGAAGAACAGAAUCUUUUGAAGACUCAGUAAAAGUUGAAAUUAAAAUAUCCUUUUAUGAGGUUUAUAUGGAGAGAAUUCGGGAUCUUCUAAGUGAUCAUCUAGAUAAUGUCUUAUCGCUGCAUGAGAGGAAUCACACAAUUUUUAUUAAAGGACUUAUAGAGAAGACUGUUUUAAAUAUUAGAGAACUGUUAGCUGUUUUCGGAGAAGCAAAGGGCAAAAGACGCACUAAAACAACUGGUAAGUGUUUAUUCUAUUAGUUACUGCAACAAUGU